UCCCCCCCACACACCCCCGUACCCUUGAGGCGGUGGAAGAUGGCGGCUGUGCCCACCCUCGCUCCCCGGAUCGCCCGCUCAGGUGUGCUGCCCCUCUGCCGCCGGCCACCAGCGUGGGGCAGAGCCACCCAGCAGCCCCCCGCCUGCCCCCCGCUCGCCCCACGUCGUGGCUUCAGCAACAACAAGAUCCUGGUGGAGCUGGAUGAGAGCAAAGGUGUUGCCUUGAUGAAGUUCAAGAGCCCCCCAGUCAACAGCCUGAGCCUGGAAUUCCUGACAGAGUUCUGCAUAAGCCUGGAGAAGUUGGAGAAUGACCGAGCCUGCCGGGGUGUGAUCCUGACAUCUGCUGUCCCCAGAAUCUUCUCAUCUGGGCUGGACAUCACAGAGAUGUGCGGGAAGAGCACUGAGCACUACGCCGAGUUCUGGAGAGCUGUGCAGGAGAUGUGGCUCCGGCUGUACGGCUCCAACAUGGUGACAGUCGCUGCAGUCAACGGGUCCAGCCCAGCAGGAGGCUGUCUCAUGGCCUUGUCGUGUGACUACAGGAUCAUGGGGGAGAACCCCAAGUUCAGCAUCGGCCUGAACGAAGCCCAGCUGGGCAUUGUGGCUCCCUUCUGGUUUAAGGACACGUUUGUGAACAUUGUGGGACACCGAAUUGCUGAGAGUUCCCUCCAGCUGGGAUCCCUCUACCCUGCACCCGAGGCACUCAGGCUGGGCCUGGUGGAUGAGUUGGUGCCAGAGGAGAAGCUCCAGGAGAAGGCUGCAGCUGUCAUGGCUCAGUGGUUGGCCCUUCCUGACCAUGCCCGCCAGCUCACCAAGUCCAUGAUGAGGAAGGCAGUGCUGGAUCGCCUGGCAGCUCACCGGGAGGAGGAUGUCCAGAACUUCAUCAGCUUCAUCUCCAAAGAGUCCAUCCAGAAAUCACUCCGUAUGUACAUGGAGAUGCUGAAGAAGAAGAAGAGCUGAGGGGCUGGCAGCCCAGGUUCUGGUCCCAGGAGCUGCAGUGACCCUCUGAAGCACUGCAGUAGCUGUAGACUUGCACAGUGAAGCUGUCUGCAGUGUCAGCAGUUGGGGAUGGAUGUGCUGCCUGCUCCUGUGGCCAUCCCAACCACCCCCUCCCCCUUAGUCCUUGUAGAGUGCCUGACACCACCACUGCCUUCCUGGGAGCAGGGAGAGCUGCCCCAAGAAACACACAGAGAGAGGGUCUUGACACUGCUGUGGCCCCAGCCCACCAGUCCUUGGACGUCCUCCCUCCUAUCCAGCACCUAAUUGUGAAAUGAGAUUUGUCAAUAAAGUUUCUGAUGAGGUAGGAGA
Molecule: messenger RNA, 1305 nt
Organism: Calypte anna (Anna's hummingbird)
Lineage: Eukaryota; Metazoa; Chordata; Aves; Apodiformes; Trochilidae
Gene: ECI1
Product: enoyl-CoA delta isomerase 1
Exons: 7
Coding region: 40-957 (305 amino acids)
Biological process (GO): fatty acid beta-oxidation
Cellular component (GO): mitochondrion
Molecular function (GO): enoyl-CoA hydratase activity
Source: RefSeq, a predicted model, not a curated record